CUCAUACGCAAAACAUUUAGUUAAACGUGGUAAAGAUGUACUUAGUUAAUAAAAUUCUAUUAGGAAUAUUUUUGCAGUUUGUUUAUUGUAUCGACUUUUCAGCUUCUGUAUUUACAAGUUUUCGAGAACUCGAGGCCGCAUUGUUACAGGCUACUUCAAAUGAAUAUGGAGGCAGGCCUCAAGAUCCUGUCGAUUCUGAUGGCGCUGUUGAUGUCAGCGUUCGUGUUGUUGUCACAGACGUGCAGCCAAUUAAACGAGAGAGUAUAGAUGUAAUUGCUCAUAUUCAAUCAAUAUGGAAGGACACACGUCUGCAGUACAACGUUACGUCAAGAAAUCCUAUGAAAAUUAACGAAACGUUAGCGUAUUCCCUCCACAACCGAGUCUGGAAGCCAGACCUCUAUCUAGAACCAGAAUGGACUCUAAAUAGCGAUUCUGAGAUAAUGUUGAUUAGAGUGAAUUCAAAUGGAAAUGUUGGCAGUAACAAAAGGUUUCGAUCUACAAUUCCUUGCACGAAAAGCUUUAUUGGAAUCAUGCACGUGGACUUUAUAUGUACAACACGUGUCUUGUCGUAUUCCUACUUGGAGGAUGAGGUGAAGUUGUCGUGGCUUGAUGAUGACCCACUGAGACUAAAAUACGGAGCCAUAGACGUAGAAUCUGAGAUCACUCGAGGUGUAAACGAAACAUGUUCGUGGGACAUAUUCAAUGGAAUGAGAACAUCAUGUGUGGAGGUGAAACUGUAUGUAACCAGGCAUUUUCCAUCCAUUUUUUAUCGUUUAUACAUACCAAGCUUCAUGGCUGUUCUCAUGGCAUGGUCCAGUUUCUGGAUACACAGGGAUGAAGCCUCUGCGAGGAUCAAACUUGGCACCCUCGUUGUGUGGACAGUAAUGUCUCAAUAUAUAUCAAUUGAGGUCGCUUUUCCGGAAUACCUUGAUAAUAUUGCUGGCAAUGUUUGGAUGUUUGGCUGCAUAUUUUUCACGUGGGCAUCAUUUAUUCUCUACGUCAUAAUUCACGUGGUGCGCAGACGAGAGAAAUCUAAGUUGAAACACGAUGAAAAGAAGGAAAAGGAAAGAGAAAAAGAAGCAAAAAGAACUGGGGAGAGAGCACUGUCUAUAUCAAGUGUUCACCCGGAUGGAAAACUUGAAAGGGGCGGACUAAAGGGAUAUUCGGUUUGGAGAAACAAGAAUAAGUUCAAGGUCACCAAGAUAUAUAUGUCCUCGUUCACAUUGGAACGCUGGUGUAGAAUCUGGUACGGACUUCUGUUUCUUGGAUUCACCAUCUUCUUUCUGACAUUCUACGGCAUGGAUUUGUUUGUAUGA
Molecule: messenger RNA, 1316 nt
Organism: Ruditapes philippinarum (Manila clam)
Lineage: Eukaryota; Metazoa; Mollusca; Bivalvia; Venerida; Veneridae
Product: glycine receptor subunit alpha-4-like
Exons: 8
Coding region: 36-1316 (426 amino acids)
Biological process (GO): chloride transmembrane transport; regulation of membrane potential; chemical synaptic transmission
Cellular component (GO): neuron projection; membrane; synapse
Molecular function (GO): transmembrane signaling receptor activity; chloride channel activity; neurotransmitter receptor activity
Source: RefSeq, a predicted model, not a curated record